AUGAAAGUGAAGUACAAGGUCUGGUUCUCGCGAAAGAUGGAAUUUCUAUUAUUACCAAAGGUGACAGCAAAUCUUCCAAUAGCCAAUGUGGACAUGGCUGGAUGGGAAGUUCCAGCCGGCGUAGAAUUGGCAGAUCCAGCCUUUUUUACAUCUAAGGCUGUCGACCUGGUGUUAGGAAUACAACACUUCUUCACUUUCUUCAAUAACGGAAACGAGGUUAGUCUUGGAGAAGGUUUUCCUACGCUCACGGAGUCGGUGUUCGGAUGGGUGGUAUCCGGAUGUGUAAAUGGGUUGCACAGUAACCACCGCAUAUCCUGCAAUAUGCCAGUCAGCCUAGAGGAGUUACUGACUCGAUUCUGGUCAUGUGAGAAAGUGGAUGCAUCAAAUAAUUAUUCUCCGGAGGAAACACGUUGCGAAGAUCAGAAUAUACAAUCAGUUCGAAGGGACUGUGAUGGGCGAUAUACUGUGUCCCUUCCCAAAGAUAAAGCUGCACUUGAAAGGUUGGGUGAAUCAAGAGAUAUUGCCUUCCGGCGGUUCCAAAGUCUGGAACGUAGACUGCUAAAGGAACCAGAACUGCGUAUUCAAUAUCGAAAGUUUAUGGAAGACUACCUGGAGUUAGGUCACAUGCGCAAGGUGGAAGAGCAGCUGGGAAGCAAUGAAGGGAUUCGUUGUUACUUACCUCAUCAUCCUGUAGUCAAGGAGGAAAGCACCACAACCAAGGUCCGAGUAGUAUUUGAUGCGUCGUGUAAAACGAUAACAGGGACGUCGCUCAACGAUACGCUGCUGGCGGGACCGGUCAUCCAGGAUGAUCUUCGGUCAAAUUGUUCUGCGGAGCAGAACAAUGCAAACCAUGGUGGUUUCGGAUGUUGA
Molecule: messenger RNA, 870 nt
Organism: Armigeres subalbatus
Lineage: Eukaryota; Metazoa; Arthropoda; Insecta; Diptera; Culicidae
Exons: 1
Coding region: 1-870 (289 amino acids)
Source: RefSeq, a predicted model, not a curated record